This is a messenger RNA of Drosophila grimshawi, 1332 nucleotides long. Its product is annotated as cystathionine gamma-lyase. The record is from RefSeq and is a predicted model, not a curated record. The coding region runs from base 55 to 1233 and encodes 392 amino acids. NCBI's taxonomy places the organism in Eukaryota, Metazoa, Arthropoda, Insecta, Diptera, Drosophilidae. The transcript has 6 exons. Gene Ontology annotation, cellular component: cytoplasm. Gene Ontology annotation, molecular function: cystathionine gamma-lyase activity; pyridoxal phosphate binding. Gene Ontology annotation, biological process: transsulfuration.
UCGAGUAGUGUCUAACAAGUGUUUGCCGCGUGUUCAUCGCUUCUUCAUCCAAAUAUGAGUUUCAAGGUUCAGCCAAAGGGUUUCGCCACCAAAUCCAUCCAUGCCGGUCAGGAUCCCGAGCAGUGGAAGAGUGCUUGUGUUAUUCCGCCCAUCACGUUGAGCACAACCUUCAAGCAGGAUGCACCCGGUGAACACCGUGGCUUUGAAUACUCAAGAAGUGGAAAUCCCACACGUAAUGUGCUGGAGAAAUGCCUUGCGGCGCUGGAUAAUGCCAAGUAUGGUUUGACUUUUUCGUCGGGAUUGGGUGCAACUACGACUGUCCUCACCAUGCUCAACAGCGGCGAUCACAUCAUAAUGGGUGACGAUGUAUAUGGCGGAACUAACCGACUAAUCAGACAGGUGGCCACACGUCUGGGAAUCACAGCUAGUUUUGUGGAUGCGACCAAUUUGGAUAAGCUGAAAGCUGCCUUCAAGCCAGAGACAAAGCUCGUUUGGAUUGAAUCGCCAACGAAUCCGCUUAUUAAAGUGGCGGACAUUGAAGCUAUUACAAAAUUGAGUCAUUCAAUUGGAAAUGUAAUUGUUGCCGUCGACAAUACGUUUUUGACCUCGUAUUUCCAAAGACCUUUGGAGCUGGGUGCUGAUUUAGUUUGCUAUUCCCUGACAAAGUAUAUGAAUGGACACACUGAUGUUGUCAUGGGCGGCAUUACAAUGAACUGUGAAAAUCUGUAUGGCAGAUUGAAGUUCCUACAAAAUGCGGUUGGCAUUAUUCCGUCGCCGUUUGAUUGUUAUCAAGUGAAUCGCAGUCUGAAAACGCUGUCGUUGCGCAUGGAACAGCACCAGAAGAGCGCAAUUAAAAUCGCCAAAUUUUUAGAAUCCCAUCAGUUUGUUGAGAAAGUGCUGCAUCCUGGCUUGGAGUCACAUCCACAUCACGCAAUCGCUCUCAAGCAGACAUAUGGUUACAGUGGAGUCUUCUCAUUCUAUAUCAAGGGUUCCCUGAAGCAAUCUACGGCGUUCUUGAAGGCCCUUAAAUAUUUCACAUUAGCUGAAAGUCUCGGCGGAUAUGAAAGUUUGGCUGAGUUGCCUUCCAUCAUGACACACGCCUCGGUGCCUGUUGAAGACCGCAAGACGUUGGGUAUAACUGAUGCUUUGGUCCGCUUGUCGGUCGGCCUUGAGGACGCCGACGAUUUGAUAAAGGAUCUGGAAAAUGCUUUGGAUGCUGCAGCCAAAGUUUGAAAAAGCCCAAGAAUAAAUCACAAAUUAUUCGGCUAAUUGCAAAUUUGUAGAUUAAAUUCAAUAAAAUAUUACUGAAAUUAUUUCUUUCUACAAUUUGAA